AUGUGCUUCCUUCACUGCUCCGUUCUUGCAGCUCUAGACGAUUCUUGUUUUGAGAACGUUAAGGUUUAUCAUUCUUCCAAAAAUAGCAGCACUUACAAUAUAGUCGGUAGUUCUUCUGAAUGCUCUAGGAUAGCACAAGAGAAAUAUAAGUCUGAGCCCGAACCAUGUGAUCCUAGCGUCUUAACUUUAUCGGUUUCGCCAAUUCCCACCUUCUAUGAAGGCAAUGUCAUUCCGGAUGUUAGACUCAAUUUCUCCGUUCUGAUUUUUGAACACAUAGAUUCCGUUGAUUUCCGCUUGCAGUGUUUAUAUGCUCCCAACCAUGAGGAUAUAUAUUGCCACGAUUCUGCUAAAAUGAUUGUUAACAAUUCAUGGCUGUGGCCAUGUCGGAUGCUCCAAUUCGAUGAUAACGAUGGUGUGAGACUUCCUUUUCAAUUUGGAUACAGUUGUUUCCGAAUAUAUGCUCAAUCCCAAUACAUGGUCAAUGUCACGUUGUACCCUCAGAACUGCCGAUCUUCGCUUAUAUUCACGGCACCAGAGGAGAGUCAUCUUUUUCCUGAAAUAGCUAAGUUCUAUAGUGUUCCCCAAUUCGAUUGGUCACCAAUGCUUAUCAUUGAUGUCACAGAGAGUGAUGGAGUAUGGGUCAGGAUCGAAAAGCCAAAAUCUAUAAAGCUUUAUUCUAUUCGAGUUGACUUGUUCAAGCACUUGAGAAUCAAGGAUAAGCCUGGCUUGAAACUCCUAGAGACAAUAACGAUUUCCAAUCCAUCACUCGGCCGAAAAUGGAUGAACACAGCUGAAGGAGACUAUGUGGCUUAUGCCUAUGUUCCAAAGCAAGAUUGUCGCUUAGUUUGUCCAUCACCCGAUUUACCAGCUGAUGUUGAAUGCAAAAUAUGUCAACAUACUAAACUGAAUUUCACUGUUCACGAAUCCAAAGGAGGACUUCUAUGGAAAAGUAUAUUGGUGGUGGAGGAGUCUUGGCAUGUCAUUGCUGUUGUCCUUACUGGUGUUUUCAUCACGGCAUUCUUGGGUUUCGUCUAUUUUCUUUAUUUCCUAGAUAAGAAACAGUCUAACCUCACUAAUGUGUAUGUGGAAUUGGCUGAAUGUCAGAAAGUUCUGAUUUUGUACUCCGACGAUACUUCUGAGCAUUCCCAUGCAGUGGAAAAAUUCGCAGAUCUGAUUUCCUUGGCAGCUAAUGCUUCUGUUUUGAUCGAUGUUAAAGAGCUGAUAGCCACCGGCUCUUUGCCGUCUCGUUGGCUGGUGGAUUCUCUUGGUAAAGCCAGCAGUGUUCUUCUAGUCUUGUCAGAUGCUUCUGAGGGACUAUUGAACGGACGCAAAUUAGUUCAAAGAAGGCCAUUUCCCGAUAUGUUCUCUAUGGCGUGCGAUCUCGUCAUCCAGGAAUGUACUACACGAUCUGCUAGCAAGACCAGAUUCGCAACAAUCAGGUUCCCGUACUCUCCGAGUGCUAUUCCCCAUCAGUUCGAGACAUUAGGAUUACAGUGUUUCAAUAUUCCGAAGGAGUUGGCUCAUCUGACUGCCUUCCUUCAUAGAUUAGGGCAUUCUAACGUUGAGCAAGACAUGAGCAGUUCCUUUGAAUUGAAAGAGUUCAAUGACGCUUUGAAAACAGUUGAGGAUUAUAUAAGUGCUAACCAAAACUAUAAACAAGAUAUGUGGGAAGAGCAACGAACUGAAACUGAUGAUGUCGCACUUGAAGAGUUACCGUCUAGAAGGAACAGUGAAACUUUACUUUCGAAAGAUGUCUUGAUAAUUGAAGAUGAUGACGACGAGCUACUUAACAUAUCAGAUAAUGACACGGAUGCCGAAUCUGAUCUGUUGGUUCCCAGUGAUAUAGAGUCGGAUUAA
Molecule: messenger RNA, 1857 nt
Organism: Auanema sp. JU1783
Lineage: Eukaryota; Metazoa; Nematoda; Chromadorea; Rhabditida; Rhabditidae
Source: the annotation of a GenBank genome assembly